Cyclopterus lumpus (lumpfish) is the source of this 7291-nucleotide messenger RNA. RefSeq names its product ataxin 1-like (gene atxn1l). Bases 232 to 2715 code for a protein of 827 amino acids. The transcript is spliced from 3 exons. The record is from RefSeq and is a predicted model, not a curated record. Gene Ontology annotation, biological process: anatomical structure development; regulation of DNA-templated transcription. Gene Ontology annotation, molecular function: protein binding; RNA binding. Gene Ontology annotation, cellular component: nucleus. Lineage: Eukaryota; Metazoa; Chordata; Actinopteri; Perciformes; Cyclopteridae.
UCUGCUGGCCUUCGAAAUGGGCUCGACUCCUCUGCCUUGAUUUCUUCAAUUGUCCCUCCGCAUAUCAACUUUUUUAUAAAGAAAAGCCUGUUCGCGAUGACAUUUGGAGGUAAAUUGGCAGUCGAGGUCAGCCCGGUGAUUUCAGAACUGGUUCUUAUGCAGGCUGACUGGCUUGCACAUUUCAGUUUCUCUGCAGUACAGUAAAGGCACUUGCUUGGUCAGAGGAUUGCUAUGAAACCAGCUCAUGAGCGCAACCAGGAGUGUCUGCCUCCUAAGAAGAGGGACCUCCUAGUUUGUAACAGCAGUGUAGCUGCAGGGACUGGAGGAGUUGGGCCUGCAGGAGGUGGUGGCAGUGGCAGUGGCAGUGGAGCUGGCAGUAGUGCUGGUGGUGGUAUUGGAGAAGAUGAAGUGGUUUCCAUCCAAAACUCUGCAACCAACAGUGACACUCAGGGAGGGACCCCAUCUGGAGAGUGGCUGCGAGCUCAGCCAGGGCUUCAUUAUGGAGUGGAUAAUUCUGAUGGCAUGCCAGCAGUGCCAGUUGACCAGUACGGUAUGCUCUACAAAGUGGCUCUUCCAUCUGUUACCUAUUCGCCUACCAGUCUUCACCCAGUGUUAAGCCACAUCUCUCCAGCCUACACUGUACACUCCUCUCUCCUGCAGCAUCCUGGCCUUUCCUAUCCACCUCUUGGUUAUGCCCAGAUCCCUCAUUCCUCUCUCCAGUUUGUUAGUUCCCCUUAUGCAGCGGUACCUUAUGCCCUACCCCAUGGCUUUGUCCCGGGAUCAUUAAUCUCUCCCUCAGGCACCAUUCCUCAGCCCCAUGCCGUGUCCCACCUUGUUCCCUAUCCAUCUGUCAUACAGGAAGGUGUUGUUUCCCCACCUCCCCAGGCCCAGGUAGCUGCUCAUACCUUUGCCAAAGUUGCUUCAGAGCAAGCUGCCCAGCAGCACCUUGGUAAUGUAGGAGUCCUGCCCACAACAGAGCUUAGCUCUCGAGGAUUGCAAGUCUUCUAUCACUCUCAGGGCUCCAGGGCUGCCACUGCCACCAGAGACCCCCACAGUGCCCAGCAGGAAUAUGACCCAGAGAUGAAUGGAGGCGAUAAAGAGCAGGGAGCUAGGGAGCUUGUACUCGAAUCAGCCUUCGCUGCCAGGAAUGCACGUCUGCUGCAGGGAGCAUCCAACUCUUUAGCCCAGGAUUACAGCCAAGACAGAGGCUCCUUGAACCGAAGGCUUGAAGAGAGGAGCUCACCUGGCCAGCGCAGCACUCCAGACACCGACCUGGAGGUGCAGCAGGUGGUUAGUCGUUUGGCUUCCUCCAACUAUGGUGGAGUGCGAAAAGAGGUUUCCUUUGCCCCCUUGAACCUCUCUCAGGGUGCCCAGAGAGCCAGAGAUGUCCAUGGAGAGGGCACAGGCGUGAUUUCUGGGCGGGCUGCGUUCACGGCCCAGGCUGUGAGUUACAAUGAUCCCAGAGUGACCGGCCUCCAGCAGCAAACAGGACAACCAGGCCAUGCUGUCAUGCUUGCCAAUGGGCAACCAGUUCUUAUACCCUUGGAGUAUCACCUCCAGCAUCACCCCCAGCCCCCACAGCAACACUACCUAGGACAGGCUAAUGAUGCCUCAGCCAGCCAUGAAUCUACCACCAUGGCCUCCCCUAACGCAAGCUUUAAAGCCUCUGAUUCUUCAGCCAGAGUGUGCCUCCUUGAAAGGGCAGAGCUCACCACAGCUCAGCAGCAGCUGCCCCCGCAGCCUCCUGUCCAGCCUGCAGCAGAUGUGACUCAUGCCUUAGGUUCAAGCCUUGCUCCUGCCUCGUCUCCCCCCAACCCAUCACACUUCAUGAAGGGAGCCAUUAUCCAGCUGGCUACUGGGGAACUGAAGCGUGUGGAGGACCUCCAGACUCAGGACUUUGUGCGGAGCGCUGAGGUGAGUGGAGGGCUUAAGAUUGAUUCCAGCAUGGUAGUGGACAUCCGUGGCAGCCAGCAGAGACCAGGUCUUGUGUCGCUUCACUUUACUGUGGGGGAGCAGCAGAGCAAAGUGACCAUCGAUGUACCCCCGGAGCACCCUUUUUUUGUGUUCGGGCAAGGCUGGUCGUCCUGCAACCCUGAGCGCACGGCCCAGCUCUACGGUUUGACCUGCCAUCAUCUGCAAGUAGGAGACGUUUGUGUUUCCAUCACCCUGCAGCAACAGCUUCAGCAACAGAAACAACCGCAGCACCAUCAUUCACAGCAGCAACAAAAACAGCAGAACCUGUCCAGGACUUUGAGCAAAGCCAACGCUACGUCAAGUCACCAGCUCAUGGGGCCUCCUGCCCCCCAACAAUCAAGGCCUCUGUCUCAUUUCAGACCAGACCGCAUUCACAGAGAAAGACAGAGGGAUGGGGAAAAAGAUGCGGUUGAUAAGGAGGAAACCACACAUUUUGGGGUUGUUGGGCACUCUGAGUCGCCCAUCAGAUCAAGUAGGACCUCAGCAGAGCAUCCAAGGAGCCAGAGCAGCUACCAUUUGCACACAGAGGGCUCUACCUUUGCAGGAGCAGGGAUUGGAGCAAUGCAGGCUGCGCUAGGUUCUUCUCAGAGGCGCUGGUCCUCACCUGGCCUCCAAAGAUACAGUAUGAAGGGAGACGAAGGGCCACACCCUCAAAUAAGCACCACGGGCCACACACGGCCCUCUUUCAUCCCCCAGGAGGUCAAACUGUCCAUUGAGGGGCGCUCUAAUGCAGGGAAGUAGCAUCACAUUUGGUAGCAACUAUAGAGGAGACUGCCACGAAUGAGUCUGACAAGGAGAGAAAGAGGAAAAAAAGAGUGCGAAUGUAGCCUCAGAAUGUUUGAGAUUUUGCACACCUAAAAUAUACAAAAGGUCUCUGGGGAGAAGUUCGGGUUUGGUUCGGUUGUCACUCAGCCAAAGGAUACGCGCCCUGUGGUUUCCCAGCUAGCUGAGGUCCAACAGAGACAUCGCAAGCCGAGUAGAAAGUAUGUAGCGGAUGAAAUGCCUACCAUAGUCCUUGCAUUUCUCUUCCUCCCUCCCUCCUUUGUCAUCCCCAUGCUUGGAGGUUACCAUCGCCUUCAGAACACUCUUGCUUCCUUUUUGACCAAACCGUCUUUGGAAGACUAAGGACUACGAAGAAUGUGUUUGUAGCACAGCUAACUACCAACUCUGCAGGUUCUGAUGUAUUUAAAAGAUCCGAGCCAGUGAUCUUUUACCGCCUCCAUUCCUAAGAUCCUGUUUCCUUCAAAAAGCAUUUACCCAAAAAGGAGAGAAGUUGCUGACAUCAGCAGCUUCUGUGGUGAUAUGUUGGCACUGUUGAUGCUAACUGUCAGUGCGUGUUACAUUAUGCUUCUCCGGCAGGAGUCUAAAACCUCUGCUGUCAGCAGAGAUGCUCUCUCCCCUCCUUCCUUUUCAGGAAUGAAUGGGAUCCUCUCAGGCCAAGUGUGGCACGUUGCACUUGUCUUACAAUCGAAAUAGUGAUAAGUCAAUCAGUAUGUCUGUUCAUCAAUCAGUGUCCACUCAAAAAAUAAUCUGAUCAUACCCUCUUGUUGAAGAUGAGGGUCCUAACUUCUAAGUGUGUUUGUAUAAAUGCCGCAUUUUUCGAAUGAUGUUUAGUUCUCUUUGAUAACUAGAGAUAUCUUGCAUUCCAGUAUCAUCAGUGAGAAUAUCCAUCACUUGGCGUUUAACUUAUUCCCACUUCCCAUCCUGAGGGACACCGUCCCUCCUCCUCACUAUACCUCUAAGCUUUCCAGACCAGACUGGGUGACUUUUAAUGCAAUUUUAAACAGCGUAAUUAACGGAGGAGGCGCGGCUGGUCAUCACCAAAGCCACCUGUGGGAAUGAGAAGUCAGUGAUGAGGUUUGUCCCAGUUACACUUUGCUCAGUGACCAAAUUAAAGCAAUAGUUCUUUUUACAGUGUGCGGCUGUACUGCUCUCCCCAGGAGUCUCUCGUUGUGGGCUAUUUUAUAUCUCUGGACAUCCGUGGUGUGAGAUCUGACCCUAUUUUAACCCCGACCUUUAAAGGUGAUGCACUAUUGAUGGUCUUCAUUUUAAUCGAAUCUUCAGUAUUUCUACACAAGCAAUGCAUGACAAAUUUCUCAAAAAAAUCAUUGUAGAUGAAUCUGCUUCUCUGAGUCUUCAUCUCACUGAUGAUAUUUUAUGUUUUACUCAAGUGCAUCUCCAAGAAAGGCUUGACUCUAAUUAAGUUGUGAUCAUUAUCUGUUCCGUCUUUUGUUUUGACGUUUUUGGUCCUUCGCUUUUGGACAAGGAUAUACUUUAUCCAGUGUAUCUGAUGAUUGUCUUGUGUUGCACAUAGAAAAUAUCACUCAUUGAUUUCACACUGACUGUGUUAAUAGGAAUCACAUUACAGGCAAUGUUUUUUUAUGAAGGGAAUAUGUUUGAAGUAUUGUUGGUGCUGUGUGGUGAAAGAGAAAAAAAACUGACUUGCAUUUUGAACCCUGUUUACAAAUUAGCCAAGAUGAAUGCUGCAGUUUCCUCCUCCUGACAGAUCGAUAACGUUGUCACUGAUAAAAAGACAAAGUUGAAUUUAAAAAAAAAAAAGUGCAAUUAGACCACACAUAAAAUCAUUUAGUUUUAUGAUCAGACGGCAUUCCUCAUGCAGACAUUCCAAUUAAAAAAUAUAAGUCUUAAUCUCACAGUUUCUUUUCUAUCAUAGAUCUUUGGGCAAAACAUUAAAUAUGUUUUUAAUAUUUAAUAUUUCCUUUCAUUGGAUGUGCUCAGACAGAAGAACCAGUCCAUAGUUAUUGUGUUGACUAAUGUGCUGGUACUGCCCAUCAGCCCCAAACACUGGUAUGUUUAUAUGUGUCCUCUUCAACUCUCUUCUCUUAACUUGCUGAGUAUAGAGCCUGAACCUCUGUCAGCAGGUCUAAAGGCCACGAGAGAAUGAGUAUCCUCUGGUACUGUCAUUAGGAGCAGCUUUAAAGGAUAGCUUCAUAUUAUUACUUAAGUCAUUCUCAUAUGCUCAUUAAGAGUUAUUGUUUUCUGUAAUCAUUCCUACUGUCAAUACUGACUGCACAAAGACUUCUUAAUGCUUUUCUAGGUUUCUCUCUGGCCAGUGUGGACAGGAGGAAUGAGUAUGACUAAUAACUCUUUCAGUGUACACAUGGAAUUAGUGUUGUAUUAAAGACUUGAAAAGAAUAUGAACUUAUCUCUUAAAGUGCUUUGCUUAAAUUUGACCACUGUCAAUAACCCAUCUUACCUUCAGAAGAUCACCACGUUGAGUCAUUUUCAUGCUGUAAGCAAUAUACAUAAUACCUGAAAACAUUUCACGUUGUUGUGGCAUUUUCUAUGCAGUAAACUCAAUGUUGUUCUCUUCAUUGUCUUAAGUAAAGCUCUCUAAAGCAGUUGGGCUGAUGCAGUUGUUUUACCUGGUUAUAGGAUUUUUUGCUUUGAGCUCUUUAUAGGAAUACAAACCAGUAUUUUGCUACUUUCUAUUUGUUGCUCCGUUGUCCCCACCUUCUUGCGCAUGGCACACCACUGAAGCGCAGAUCAGUAAACCGUCAUCUUCUCACGUUGCCACAUGUUUGGAGCCAACUUUCGUGAGACGAGUGUCACUUAAAUGUUCACGCGUUUGUCCAGCUUUAUUUUGGCAUGAUCGUAUCUUAGGUCGAGAUGCAUUUGAUGGGAUUGAAAUGUGACCUAACCUCCUGUUGAGUCUCACAGUAGGACCACCCUGCGCUGCCAUGAGCCUGUUUGCCCUUUGCUUUACGGAGCGUGUGUGCCAUGUAAAGCAGGAAUGUUCAACUUCUACCAAGAUGUCCAAUGAAUUUUAUUCACAUCACUGAUAGUCUGUUGCUGGAAGUAAUUGCACUAAAUUCCCUCCUUUUACAGUGUUUUGAGCUUAAAACUGUUGGUAAAUUGAAGAGUUCCAAAAUGUAAAGCACACAGAAUCAUGUAGAAAUUGCAGGUUGUGUGUUUCUGUAGAUAGCUGUAUUUUUUUGUAUAGAUGGCUUUGAUGAUGCUUGUUGAUAAUGCCUUAAAUUCUGCUUUGUUCAAUGUGUGAAGUUGAAAUAAUGGAAUGCUUCUGUUAGACUUGUGUUCCCUUCUUAGGCUGUACAAGAGCAAAUCAGAAAUGUCAAGCUUUGACACUCUUGUCACGCCUGCAAGCAGAAAUUAAUUUCUUAAAUUUCAAAAAUUCUUCAGCGGCGGGGACGGUGAAUUCUCUCUGGGCCCCAGACGCUUCAACCAUGAAAUCUACAACUUUGUGUUUGUGUGGUGUUUUAUAUUUUCUUUUCUUUUAUUCAUGAACUAUUCCGUAAAAUUUUAAUACAUUCGUUACUCUCAUACUUGCCUUUUUAAAUUCCUGUUUUUCAAUGUGUGUAAGUGAAGUAAAUGGAAGCACGUUUCUGCACUUUUUUUAAGACUAUGAGAAGAGUGUCUGCAGCGGAGGGCAAUCCAUUAAUUCCACACACACACACGUGUGUUGUUUCUUUAUUAUUGUUGCACAAGAUCACUAGUUUUUUAUCCCUAGAAUUAAUGGAUUGUGUUUGGUGUCUUGUGUUUUGUCUCACAGUCUCUGGACAACUGAAUCUAGGUGAAUAAAUGGAGACGGGCUGCGUUAAUCAGAUAGCUUUCCAUUGGUGGUAAUGUAACAGUUUAUUCUGUUUCGUGAUGUUGGCAGUGGGGAUUUUUACUCUGUGUGAACUACUUCCUGUUUGACCGCAUUGAACUGCAAAGGUGAAUUUAGAUGAUUGUGGUGUUGCUGAUAAGUCAGUUAAAUCAGGAGAACGAUAACGGUUAAAAGUUUUAAAGAAGUCUGUGUAUUUUCAGAUUUGAUAUAUAUUUUUUGCCACAAGGUGACACUGCUUUUUAUGUGAUGUGCAACUAUUGAAAAACAAACAAAAAAAAGCUUUCUUUUCCUUUUUUUUUUUUUUUAAAUGCCUAAAUCUGCAAAAUAUAUGCAAUGUAAAUGUAACAUUCAAUCCUCAAGUAUAAUCCAGGUUGUAUGAACUUUGUAUAGUGAGUUUUAAUAUCGUAUGGCCGUACCAAUAUGUAUUGAUCUUUAUCAGAAGCCUUAGAGUUGUUGACCGAAAGUGCUCCCUUAGAAUACCCCACACCUACCUGACUUUAACAAAGCAUUAAUAUCUCUAUUUUGUUGCGUUUUUAUUUGUACUGGUUUUGAAUAAAAUAGAUUUGUACUGUAUAUUUGUACCUCUCUGUGAACUACUUAGGGUGGUUUUUUUGUUUUUGUUUUGCUGUUUUAAUUGUACUUUAAGGACACAAAGAUAUUGUAUUUUUACUGUUACAGCUAACUUGGAGACAUUGCAUUUAUCAUGUUUGUUAAGUAAACACAAUAUAA